AUGUCAUCUCUCAACAAAGACCACCCCCCUUCAACCCACACCCUCUUCCUCAACGCCACCAUCAUCGACGGCUCUGGCAACACACCCCGCUGCAUCGGCAGCCUCCUCAUCCAAAAUAGCAAAAUCCACACAAUCCGCCCCGUCCCCUCAGCCUACACCGACGACGAGCUCAUCCAAGCCCGCGCUACAGGCGUCCGCAUCAUCAACUGCGAAAACGGCCACUGGACUCUCUCCCCGGCCUUCAUAGACAUGCACGCCCACUCCGACCUCGCCCUGCUCCACACCCCCACCCACGAGGCGAAGAUCACUCAGGGUGUUAUGACGGAGGUCAUUGGGCAGGAUGGGAUUUCAUACGCUCCUGUCGAUGAUGGAGCGAUGAGGCGGAUUCGGGAGCAGAUUGCUGGGUGGAAUGGGGAUCCUGAUGAGCAGGAUUACCCGGGGUUUUGGGGGAGGUGGAGAACGGUGGGGGAGUAUCUGGGUGUUCUGGAUGGGGAGGGGGUCGCGACGAAUGUGGCGUAUCUGGUUCCGCAGGGGAAUUUGAGGGGUUUGGUUAAAGGGUGGGAUGGGGGGCUCGCUAGCGGGGAGGAGGUGGGGGUGAUGAAGGGGGGUUUGAGGUGGUGUUUGCAAGAGGGAGCUGUGGGGAUGUCGAGAGUUUGGGGGGGGGGGGGUAAUUAUUGUCCGCAUACGAAGAGUUAUGGCAAGGAGGCGCUGCGGGCUUAUGGGGAGAUGAUUCAGAUUGCGAGGGAGACGGGCGUGAGGUUGCAUUUGACGCAUGCGACGAUGAAUUAUGGGGAGAAUGCGGGCAGGGCGGGCGAGUCGAUUGAGAUGGUUGAUGAGGCGAUUGAGGAGGGCGUGGAUGUUACGUUGGAUACGUAUCCGUACCUCCCUGGUAGUACGACGUUGGCGAGUACGCUGCCUAGCUGGGCUGCUAGCGCGGACGAUAAGCUAGCGCUCCUGAACGACCCAGAGUCCCUAGCGAAGAUCAAACACCAAGCCCUCCACACCGGCACAGACGGAUGCCAUGGCAUGACACUCCAAUGGGAUAUCCUCGAAAUCAGCGGCGUGUCCAAACCCGAACUCGCAUCGAAAUACGUCGGCAAGACCCUCGCCCAAAUCGCCAAAGAACAAUACCAAGAUCCCUUCGAAACUUACAUCCAAAUCCUCAAAGCCGACACCUUCAACUCCACCAUCCUAUCCCACUCCGGCCACGAGGGGAAUGUCAGGAAUAUAAUGCGCCAUCCCCGCCACACAGGCGGCUCGGAUGGGAUCUUGACAUCGACGAAACCGCAUUCGAGGGGAUGGGGGACGUUUCCGCGCUACUUGGGACACUACGCCCGCGACUUGCCUAAUGGGAAAUCGAGGAAUAUAUACCACGCCACAUCCAACUCCUCCUUCGACGAUGUCGCGUUAGAGGUUGUAUUCAAGGGCGGACUGGAGGAGGCGGUGGCGCAUGUGACGUCGAGGGCUGCGGCUGUGAUUGGGGCGCGGGGGAGAGGGAUGGUGAGGGAGGGGUAUUGGGCGGAUCUGGUGUUGUUUGAUGCUGGGGAGGUUAGGGAUGUGGCGACGUAUAAGGAGCCGAAGCAGGCUGCGAGGGGGAUUAGGGGGGGGGAGGGGUUGGUGACGGGGAGGAGGGCGGGGAGGACGGUGAGGACGAGGAACGAGGGGGACGGGGGUUGGGAGGUUAGCUGA
Molecule: messenger RNA, 1689 nt
Organism: Fulvia fulva
Lineage: Eukaryota; Fungi; Ascomycota; Dothideomycetes; Mycosphaerellales; Mycosphaerellaceae
Product: D-aminoacylase
Exons: 3
Coding region: 1-1689 (562 amino acids)
Molecular function (GO): hydrolase activity, acting on carbon-nitrogen (but not peptide) bonds
Source: RefSeq, a predicted model, not a curated record